AUGCACAAAAUGAUAGGAAGGGUGUCGUUACUCGUAUGCCUUAUGGCAUCUUGUUGUCAAUCACUGGAUCAAACUAUCACUUUAAGCAAUGGUAGAAAAAUGCCUGUAAUUGGUUUGGGAACCUAUAGAGCGACCGGAGAUGUCAUCUAUAAUAGUGUAUUGACUGCUCUGGACGUCGGGUACAGACAUAUAGACACCGCCUAUUUGUAUGACAACGAGAAAGACAUCGGAAGAGCUCUGAAACACGCGUUUAGCGAAACAAAGAUCAAACGCGAAGAUGUGUUUAUUGUAAGCAAACUGUGGCACACUUUUCAUAGCAGACCACUGGUGACCGAAGCCAUUGAAAAAUCGCUGAACAGCUUAGGUCUCGAAUACUUGGACUUAUAUCUGAUUCACUUUCCAUUCGGGUUGAAAGAGGGAACCAAUGAGACGACUCCAGUGGACCCGCAGGGAAACGUCCUCUUCUCGGACGUCGAUUAUGUCGAGACGUGGAAAGGGAUGGAAGACGUGUUGAGCAAAGGUUUGGCCAAAUCGAUAGGUCUGUCAAACUUCAAUCACGAGCAAAUCGAUCGCAUCUUAUCCGUGGCUAAAGUAAAGCCUGUUAUCAAUCAAGUCGAGUGUCACCCAUAUCUCAAUCAAAAACAGCUCAAAGACUUUUGUAGCGAAAGGGGUAUUGUUUUGACCGCUUACAGCCCUUUAGGAACCGGACGGCUACUCAACGAUACGGUUGUAUUGGAAAUCGCGGACAAACACAACGUGACCGCCGCUCAGGUGCUCAUCAGAUACGAGGCUCAGAGGGGUGUUGUAGUCAUACCUAAGGCCACGAGCAGGAAAUAUAUCGAAGAAAAUUUCAAUGUUUUUAAUAUUAAUUUAAGCGAAGAAGACAUGAAAAGUAUUGAUAGUCUAAACCAAAAUUUGAGAUAUAAUGUCGUGGAUUAUGCAAAGAAAAACAAAUACUAUCCAUUUAAUUUACCAUAUUAA
Molecule: messenger RNA, 981 nt
Organism: Medioppia subpectinata
Lineage: Eukaryota; Metazoa; Arthropoda; Arachnida; Sarcoptiformes; Oppiidae
Source: the annotation of a GenBank genome assembly